AUGAAGGAAGUGCACAAGUAUAAACGAACCCCAACAGAUAUUAUCGAACUGGAUCCAUAUUUAAAGGAAGAGUUCUCCAGGACUGUAUCUCGGUGCUUUCCGGAUCAUUUCUCCGAACACAUGCCGUUAUGUCGUGUGUUUCGGAAGCCGUCAUUGUCACGCUCUGUAUCACUGAAAUCUCAGACUGAAUCAAAGCUGUGCAUUCCGUCAGCAACAUACUGCUCAUUCGAAGCUGUUCGUAGUGCUGUAUCGCCGCUGUUCACGUUUGCGCCUACUUUUGUUCUGCCAUAUUCGCCCACUUUGUCAUCGCCCUCUGCGACAGUACCAGUAAACUUGUCUAUUGGGAGACCCACAUCAGCGAGUAGCGGAGCACCAUUGCUUCCCAAAACUGAUAUUCCUUUAAAUACUGGCGCGUCGCAUCUCUGGAAUGUGAAGAGCCAUUUAAACUGGCCAGUUUCUGUUCCUGGAGAAAAACCAACUGCCGUCCAGUGUAUUGAACGAAGCCCGUCGUCGCGAUGCAGCACGUUAACGAGUCUUCUGGCCGCUGCACCCAAAAAUAAUCCUCCUCAGGCUCGCGUCCAGCCGAUAAUUCAUUCGCAAAACUCAAGGAGGACGUGCAGGUUUUGCCAGGAGAUUUUCGAAGGCGAUUAUCUUGUUCUGUACAGGCAUGUUAAGCAACAUCUGUGUGUUCUACCAUAUGAGUGCUCAAUUUGCAAGCGAGCGGACGUGGAUAGGCAAACUAUUCAGGAGCACAUUUCACAGGAUCAUGAUGUAAAGACUGCCCUUAUUGACAGGAUGACAGAGCCAGUUUCUCGACAGUGCUGUGCGUUGUUUACAGCUUGCUUUCCGGAUGUGCCACUGCAGCCACUGUUACACGAUUCCGUACAGCAAGUAUCUGGCAAUUGA
Gongylonema pulchrum is the source of this 906-nucleotide messenger RNA. The record is from the annotation of a GenBank genome assembly. NCBI's taxonomy places the organism in Eukaryota, Metazoa, Nematoda, Chromadorea, Rhabditida, Gongylonematidae.